CUAUGCGUUUGUGCGCGUCGUAGCGGUGUCACUGGUGUCACAGGUUUGCCAAGGUUGUAAUGUCAGUCGCUUUUAAAUAAGCUGAGGAAUGAAAUUAGAUUUUUUUUAAUGACAGUGUGCAUGUUAUGUUACUACUGAGACUACUGUGAUGCUCCACAAUGUCUCUAAGCGCAGUUAUUGGAGGAAAUGGGAUAUUUGAGGCUGUUCAGAGAGGAGCCAUCGAACAGGUCGCUCAGCUAAUUCAGCAGGACCAGACAGUCUUACAACAGAAAGGCUGGGGUGGUUUUACUGCCCUUCAUUUUGCUGCCCUACAUGGAAACCGGCCAAUAGCUGAACUCCUCUUAAGUAGCGGAGCUGAUCCUAACAUACCUUGCGAUGCAGGCCAAACCCCUUUUCACUUUGCCUGCAGACAUGGUAACAUCAGCAUCAUGCAUAAAAUGAUGCAGCAUGGUGCAGAUUUACGCAUUGUGGAUCAGCAGAGAAAAACAUCACUACAUCAUGCAGUUAGUGGGGGGAGCAUUGUUGCCAUGCAGUACCUCUGGGAGACCACCAUGUUCCAGUUCUCAGAUGGUGAUAACUCCCUGAUCACUCCUCUGCACAUGGCAGCUUCCACUGGGAAUACUGAUGUGGUCAGGUACCUUCUACGCAACAACAGAUGUGCAGCAGACGCUGUAGACCAGCAGGGGGCGACAGCACUGCAUGUGGCUGCCGAGAAAGGCAUAAUUGAGGUGUGCUGGCUGCUACUGCAGAGUGCGGGAUUCCACAUUUUACACAUGAAAAACCACACUGGCCUCACACCUCUAGACCUCUGUAAUAGCGGAACUACUUUUAGACAUCAGCAGCUCACCAAAAUUUUGACCCAGUUCAUCAAUAAACCAAAGGAUCAGAAACCCAGAGAAUCAUAUGUGGUGUACUACUGGACACUCCUGUUGCCCAGUCUCAGUGGGGCAGCAGUGCUCCUCAUAGCUGCAGCAUUAGGAGAAUAUGGAGGAGUAUUUUGUGGACUACUUUUUCCCUGGGUGGCAAAAAUCACCCUGUCCCAAUACCACAGAAUGAGCAGCUAUCAGAGGCUACCAAAUCCCAUCUAUCUUGGGACGCUGACUGCAGGCAUAAUUCAUUCCUUGGUCUGCUAUUACUAUAAAAUUCUGCCUAGUCUUUGGCCAGCUCAUACUCUCUUACACAUUUCAUUGCUCCAUUUUGGUGUCGUUCUUGGGCUCUUCUGGAAGGUUCUAAGACAGGAUCCAGGUCGACUCCAUUCAGCUGAUGCAGACCCCAGAUUCACCAGUAUAGCUGACCUGGUGGAAGCAAAUCAGAAUCCUAAUCGCUUCUGCAUUUACUGUGAACUAUUCCAAGUGGACAACUGCAAGCACUGUCGCCUGUGUGACAUUUGCGUAAUGGAUUAUGACCACCACUGCCUUUUCCUCAACCACUGUGUUGGGCGAAACAACCACCAGGUCUUUGUGCUGUUCAUCCUGGCUAUGAUUGUUGCCCAUCUCCUCUUCAUAAGCACUGCCAGCUAUUACCUCUACUGGAAGAUGACCACAGAAGAGCACUGGAGUUGGAGCUCAGUAACGGGGAGAGAGUCAUGGGUGCUCCUGCUGCUCUUGCUCAACCUCCUCACUCUCCUUUGGCAGGCCUGGCUGCUCUCUGAACAGUUUGAUGCCAUUUCCACUGGAACCACCACCUACUUUAGGCGUUCUAACAGUAAGAAGCCUGCUUGGGGCAAGUGCUUGGCUACCGUUCUCUCUUUUCUGAUUGAAGGGAAGAGUUUUAGGAGUCAACAGUGCAUCUCUGUUGACAUUUAGAAUUAUAAGAAUUAAUUUUCAUCUUGGACAGUUGUUCUACUAUAACGUUCUCUUAAGGAAUGAGCUCUUGAUUAUUGUGAUCUUGUCAAGUUUGGUCAGUUGGAGUUUUUUAUCAGAGCCUGAUCAUUUUUAGUGAUUUUAUUGACCGACAUAUACAUAAAAUGCGCAUUUUCAUAUUUUCACUUAUCAUUAGGCUCUAUCAAGUUAUACUCUUGUGCACUGUGUGAACAGUAUUAUUUGAGGUUUACUGAACCAUCACUUGUAUUUAUGCUAUUUAUACACCGAUUUAUACACACAUUAUUUUAAUGUUUUCAAUAAAGCUGUAAAAACUGUUGCGCCACUA
Pygocentrus nattereri (red-bellied piranha) is the source of this 2148-nucleotide messenger RNA. Its product is annotated as probable protein S-acyltransferase 23. Gene Ontology annotation, molecular function: palmitoyltransferase activity; protein binding. The coding region runs from base 159 to 1805 and encodes 548 amino acids. Gene Ontology annotation, biological process: protein palmitoylation. Gene Ontology annotation, cellular component: Golgi membrane. Lineage: Eukaryota; Metazoa; Chordata; Actinopteri; Characiformes; Serrasalmidae. The transcript has 10 exons. The record is from RefSeq and is a predicted model, not a curated record.